AUGGGGGUCAUCAAGUUUCUCAAAUCCAAGCUCUGUCGCAAAACAGCCACCAUGCCUGCCUCUAAAAUCAAGCUGAUCGCCAACCCCGACUACCGCAAAUCGGGCACCAAGUCUUAUCUACACACGAUGCGCAAGUACCGCUUCACCCCGACGCUAGGCGGCCCCUACUUUCUGGGCACCACCCUGCACCAGACGGGCCGCCAGUACACAGACAAGCCCGUUGGGGGCAAGGCCCGUCUGCGACAGGUGAUGCAGAAGAGCAGCGACGGCCAUGUCGGGGAAGUCGAUGCCGACGAUGUCCAGAACGAUGCGAUGUACCUCGCACAGGUGGGGAUCGGAUCACCGGCUCAGAACCUACAGUUGGAUUUCGAUACAGGCUCAGCGGAUCUUUGGGUCUGGUCUACACAACUGCCCUUUGAAACGCUGGCGCUUCAUAAACAUCAUACCGUCUUCGACCCGGAGAAGUCGUCGUCGUUCAAGACGAAGGAAGGGUCGCGCUGGAAGAUCUCGUACGGCGAUGGCUCGUCGGCGUCUGGGAGUGUCGGCACUGAUGUCGUCGAUAUCGGCGGCGUGAUCGUUAAGAACCAGGCCGUCGAGCUAGCGCAGCACCUGUCGACGCAGUUCGCCGUUGGGAAAGGCGAUGGUCUGCUCGGGCUCGCAUUCAGCAAUAUCAACACGGUCACGCCCCAGGCCGUGAACACGCCUGUGCAGAACAUGAUUACGCAAGCCGACAUCCCCAAGUCGGCGGCGCUGUUCACAGCGAAGCUGGGCUCAUGGCGGGACGCCAACGAGCCGGAUAAGGGCGAGUCGUUCUAUACUUUUGGCUACAUUGACCAAGACACGGUGAAGGAGUCCGGACAGGAGAUCGCAUACACGCCCGUCGACAAUAGCCAGGGAUUCUGGCUGUUUGAUUCUGGGUCUGCGACGGUGAACGGUAAGUCCAUUGCGCGGUCUGGGAAUAAGGCGAUUGCCGAUACUGGGACUACGCUUGCGCUAGUCGACGAUGAGACUUGCAAGGCCAUUUAUGAUGCUAUCGAGGGCUCGUCGUACGAUGAGGAGAACCAGGGGUAUAUUUUCCCGUCGAACACGCCGGCCCAUAAGCUGCCUGUUGUGACCUUUGCCGUUGGGGACAAGCAGUUUACUGUCCAGAAGGAGGAUCUGGGCUUUGCGGAAGCCAGGGAGGGAUAUGUCUACGGGGGUAUCCAGAGCCGCGGGUCUAUGCAAAUGGAUAUCCUGGGCGAUACCUUCUUGAAGGCAAUCUACGCAAUCUUUGACGUGGGAAAUCUUCGGUUUGGCGCGGUUCAGCGUAAGGAGCUUCAUCAGAACCUGUCGCCUCCUCCGCAAUAG
Penicillium chermesinum is the source of this 1347-nucleotide messenger RNA. Its product is annotated as pepsin-like aspartic protease. Gene Ontology annotation, molecular function: aspartic-type endopeptidase activity. Bases 1 to 1347 code for a protein of 448 amino acids. NCBI's taxonomy places the organism in Eukaryota, Fungi, Ascomycota, Eurotiomycetes, Eurotiales, Aspergillaceae. The record is from RefSeq and is a predicted model, not a curated record. Gene Ontology annotation, biological process: proteolysis. The transcript is spliced from 3 exons.